Molecule: messenger RNA, 2373 nt
Organism: Amborella trichopoda
Lineage: Eukaryota; Viridiplantae; Streptophyta; Magnoliopsida; Amborellales; Amborellaceae
Product: beta-fructofuranosidase, soluble isoenzyme I
Biological process (GO): carbohydrate metabolic process
Molecular function (GO): beta-fructofuranosidase activity
Source: RefSeq, a predicted model, not a curated record
CGAUGCGUGUCCAAACUCGACUGGCGGUCUCUCCCAAACUUUCUCUCUCUAAAACUCAGCAUUGUCUCAUACAUGAACCCAGAUCUGACCCACAUGCCCCAUUUCCACCUCUCCUCCUCCGAACCCUCUGCGUAUUUAAAUGGUUCACUCUUUCUACAAUGCAAUCGUAGCCCAAAAAUUUAAUGGCCAUGGCCACGGCCACAGUUCGUCACUCCGAGGAUAUAGAAUACGCCCAAUUGCCAGAAAAUGACCGGCUUCAGGCCACCGGAAAAAAAUCCCGGCGUCUUUGGCCUUUCCUUGCCGCUUUCUCAGUGCUUUUAGUUGUUGGGUUUAUUGUUGUUUCUAGAGAGGACGCAGGCAAGGAGUCGCUGGAAAAUCAGAGGCAAGAAACUUCCAGACAAGUGGGGUCACCGGAAGUUGUCCGGCCGAUUUCUAGGGGUAAAUCCGCCGGAGUUUCAGAGAAAGCGGUGAUUUUGGGUUAUGGGGUGUCUCCAUACCCUUGGACCAACGCCAUGCUUGCUUGGCAAGUGACUAGUUACCAUUUCCAACCCGAAAGGAACUGGAUGAAUGAUCCAAAUGGGCCUUUGUACUACAAGGGAUGGUACCAUUUGUUCUACCAAUACAACCCAGACUCUGCAGUUUGGGGCAACAUCACAUGGGGACACACGGUGUCCAAAGACCUUAUCCACUGGCUUUACCUUGACCUAGCCAUGGUUCGCGACCAAUGGUACGACAUCAAUGGUGUCUGGACUGGCUCUGCAACACUCCUCCCCACUGGAGAAAUCAUCAUGCUCUACACUGGCUCCACCAAUGAGUCUGUCCAAGUCCAGAACCUCGCCAUUCCGGCAGACCCCUCCGACCCACUCCUCAAAGACUGGGUCAAGUAUUCAGGAAAUCCCGUACUUACCCCUCCCCAAGAAAUCUUACCCAAGGACUUCAGAGACCCUACUACUGCUUGGCUCGGGAGUGACGGCUUAUGGAGACUCAUUAUUGGUUCGAAGAUCAAUAAAACUGGCAUUUCGCUUGUGUAUAAGACUAGUGACUUUGUGAAUUACAAACUAGUGGAGGGUGUUCUGCAUGCAGUUCCUGGUACUGGGAUGUGGGAGUGCGUUGAUUUCUACCCAGUUUCCCUGACAGAGAAUGUGGGGCUUGACACGUCGGUGAAUGGACCAGGCGUGAAGCACGUAUUGAAGGCUAGCCUUGAUGAUAAUAAGCAUGAUUACUAUGCAAUUGGGGUUUAUGAUGAGGCGACUGAGACAUGGCUGCCUGAUGAUCCGGUGAAUGAUGUCGGGAUUGGAUUGAGGUAUGAUUAUGGGAAGUUUUAUGCUUCAAAGACAUUUUAUGACCAAGUGAAGCAGAGGAGGAUAUUGUGGGGCUGGAUUGGGGAGACAGAUAGUGAGCAGGCUGAUAUCCAGAAGGGAUGGGCCUCACUUCAGACCAUCCCCCGUGUGGUAACAUAUGAUACAAAGAGUGGGACCAAUUUGGUUCAAUGGCCAAUCGAGGAGGUCGAGAGCUUGAGAACAAGCAAUGUGUCAUUAGACAACAUUAAGGUCGAUCCAGGAUCCGUUGUACAUGUGGAUAUCAAUGGUGCCCAGUUGGAUGUGAACGCGGUGUUUGAGGUGUCAAAAGAGGCCAUCAAGAAUACAGAGGCAGAUGUUUUGUACAACUGUAGCACUAGUGGUGGAGCGGCAGGGCGUGGCGUGUUAGGGCCUUUCGGUCUCUUAGUCCUGGCUGAAGAGAGCCUCAGUGAACAAACAGCUGUUUACUUUUACAUUGCAAAAGGAGUAGAUGGCAACCUGCAAACUUUCUUUUGUCAUGAUGAGACCAGAUCAUCAAAGGCAACUGACCUUGUUGAAAGAGUCUAUGGAAGCACCGUUCCAGUUCUCUCUGGGGAGAAAUUAUCCGUUCGCAUUUUGGUGGAUCAUUCCAUAGUGGAGAGCUUUGCACAAGGAGGGAGGACAUGCAUCACCUCUCGUGUAUAUCCAACCCGGGCCAUAUAUGGGCCACGCUUAUUCUUGUUCAACAAUGCCUCUACUUCUGUCACAGUCACCUCCCUCAAUAUUUGGCAGAUGACGUCAGCCCUAAUCCAUCCAUUCGAACAAAGCUCUUGAGACUUCAUUUUGUUAUACCUAUGUCUCCCAUUCUUUCUAUCGUUCUAUUCGAAGUAUUAUCUCCAUCCAAAUUUACCGAAAUAUUCAAAAGAAUGGAGGAUAUAGUCUAAUAGAACUCGAUUUUUCCUCAGUCUCCAUGUUCCAAGAAAUCCCUCUACCGGGCGUGUCCAAAAUAAAACCCUUAUUGUGUAACUUAGCCAUUGCAAUCAGAUGUUGAGAACUUUUUUUCUUUCGAUUUUGUAAUUUUCUUCUUUCUUUUCUA